Chinchilla lanigera (long-tailed chinchilla) is the source of this 1156-nucleotide messenger RNA. RefSeq names its product endogenous retrovirus group K member 7 Env polyprotein-like. Lineage: Eukaryota; Metazoa; Chordata; Mammalia; Rodentia; Chinchillidae. Gene Ontology annotation, molecular function: structural molecule activity. The record is from RefSeq and is a predicted model, not a curated record.
UCCCACAAUAUCAUAAACCUGACUCGCUUAGAUCAUGCCCUUCAGGACUUAAGUCCAAACAGGGCAUCUAUGCACAGUUGACAGAUACCUUGUUUGUAUGGGGAACCUGGCAUGAAUGUGGUUUUGAUAUAGGACACACAAUAACCAACACAGAAUAUAACCCCAUUGUGCAUGACUGGUCUCGUUAUUGGAAGGAGUCUGAGGAGACUGUCAUUAAUUAUUUCAGUGCUUCCUAUCCGGGGGGGCUUCAGGCCCCCAGCUACUCUCUCACUGGGACUCCUCUUGUCCAAAGCCAGCUUUGGAAAUUGAUUGCUGCCGCACGUCCCUUACGUGUUAUGAAACGCUAUCAGGGAUGUCUUAUCAACAGCCGAGAAAUUGCUGUUGAGGCCUGUGUGCACUCCCCUUUUUCUCUACUUGUUGAUCUCUUCCCUUUCAAUCUUACGAUACGUCCUUUUGAAGGAGGAUAUAAACUUUCUUGCUCUACCUGUUUUCUCACUAACUGCCUUAAUAGUUCUCUAUCCAUGCCUUUACGUGUUUUUGUACUACAUAAACCUCCUUUUGUGAUAAUUCCAGUUUCUCUUCCAGACCCAUGGGAGGCCUCCACGCCUAUAGGCCUCCUUUCCGUGCUACGAGAUACACUGACCCGAUCCAAACGCUUCGUGGGACUUGUUAUAGCUGGCAUCGCUGCUGUUAUCACUCUCUUGGCUUCUGCAUCCCUCAGCGUUGUGAGUCUAAUGGAAACCCAGCGCUCUGGUUCCUAUGUAAAUGAGUUUGCCAUAAACAUGACUUCUACUUUACUGCUACAAGAACAAGUGAACCACCAGUUGAUCACCCGAUUGGACUCUUUGGAAGAGGCUGUCAUGUAUUUAGGAGAUCAAGUGUUACGCCUGAAACAUCAGUUGUCCCUGUCAUGUCACCCCGGGUAUCCUGCGAUUUGUGUUACUCCUGCCGCUUAUAAUGAAUCUGAAAUAUCGUGGAAAUCUAUACAAUUGCACCUUAUGGGACUUUGGAAUGAUUCUCAGUUAACUUUUGAUGUUUCUGCUUUACAUAAAAAGAUUAUAUCUAUUGCCCAGGCCCGUGCCUCCUUUAGUAAUACAUCAUGGCAAGUGAAUGAUAUUAAUACUAUAUUGCGAGAUUGGGUUUCUGCUUCCCCUUG